AUGCCUCUCUAUCUCACUGCGGCCCACUCAUCACGCGUCACUAAGUCGGCCCAGAGAUCCGCCUCAUCUGCCCGUCGUCAUUCCUCCUCCCCUUUCGCCCUCGCCCCGCGUACGAAGCCGUCGUCGCAGAGGACCAAGUCGAAGUCCGAUGCUCUUGACCAAGACGUGGGUCAGGACGAGGACGAGGAUGAGGACGAGGCUGAGGCAAGGCUCGUACCUAUUGGCAAGGUCUUGACCACGGUCUCGGUAGAUACUGCCAAAGAUGUGCUCUCUGCCGUGCAACACGCUCGCGCUUCCAUGUUUACCCCUAUCCCAGACCGAGCGGGUAUGAACAGUGUACGCAUCUCCGAGGUCCUGAAUUUCCAGCGGAACAUGCCGCCUGUUGUGACCCUGGCGCAUGUCCAUGCCUUGCUUGCUGCUUCGUCCAAAACAGAGCGUCAGAUUGCUGCCUUGCAAUCGGCCGGGAAGCUGCGCAAAAUCAAGGUCACUGGGCGGGGGAACGACAUCAGUGGCACGGGAGAGGUCUUGAUCUCCAUGGAUGCUUUGCAAGCCCUGCUGGUACGAAGCGAUGUUGCACCAGAUGUCGUAACUGACUUUUGCAACGUGCUCCGUCGUCAGCAUCGGGCCACCUCUAUCUCGCCCCAGGAUCUCCCUCCCACCCACGUGACUGUCCUGACCCGGGCAGGCUUUCUCGUAUCCUCAAGUCUCUUCGGCUCCCGCAACUUGUCUCUAGCUGGCUCAUCCCUGGUUUCCGCAACCAAGAUCUCCCGUGCAGCUUCAGGUACCUCUGACGCCGUUGGCGGAGAUGCAGCGUUCGAGAACCUAGGCGGAGUCGGCACUGCAAGGCGGCGCCAAUCAAAUCCUAAUUUCAGUCAGCAUUUUCAAGGAAGCGAUCUGGCUCUUUCGGUGCCAAACAUUGGCCCUUACCUCAGACUCUUAACCGCUGGCCGGGAGCAUCUCCUUGAACUCCUUGGCAAGUCGAAAUACAGAGAAGGCCCUCUGUACCUUCUCCGAGAGCGUUGGGACGGCGCUGUCGACUCCGACAACCGCGUUUCUGUCGCCAAACGCAUCAGGGGAGAGUUCUCCGGCGUUAUGCCCGCAAAAACCAAGAAAUGGAAAGAUCUCUAUGGUUUGAAUUUUGACUGGGUUGUGGAAGAAUGUCUUGGUGCCGGCUUGAUCGAGCUGUUUGAGACUCGAAGUGUGGGCUUGGGCAUCCGUGCUUUGACAUGA
Capronia epimyces CBS 606.96 is the source of this 1230-nucleotide messenger RNA. RefSeq lists its product as uncharacterized. Bases 1 to 1230 code for a protein of 409 amino acids. The record is from RefSeq and is a predicted model, not a curated record. NCBI's taxonomy places the organism in Eukaryota, Fungi, Ascomycota, Eurotiomycetes, Chaetothyriales, Herpotrichiellaceae. Gene Ontology annotation, molecular function: protein serine/threonine kinase activity. Gene Ontology annotation, biological process: positive regulation of Ras protein signal transduction; protein phosphorylation. The transcript has a single exon.